Mesorhabditis belari is the source of this 732-nucleotide messenger RNA. Lineage: Eukaryota; Metazoa; Nematoda; Chromadorea; Rhabditida; Rhabditidae. The record is from the annotation of a GenBank genome assembly.
AUGGAACAACCAAGAAAUCGACAACCGAAACCAGUUUUUACCAAUGAAGCUCUAUCAAUAAUCUUUGACAUUGUUGCGACAAAUUGGAUCGAUUACUCAACUGUUGUCAACAAGGGAUCAUCACAAUCCAAUGCAACUAGACAAAAAAUUUAUAUAAAAAUCUUUGAUCGUUUGCAAAUGGAGAGAAUACCGGUUGAGUUUACUGAAGAACAAUUGGCGAAAAGAAUUUCGAAUGAUUUGAGUCGACUGAGGAAAGUUCUCGCGUUGGAGAUGGAAACUGGAGCUUUUGCUAAACCAAAAAUUCAUUUGGAAGUUUUAGAGAAAAUUUUGAGAGAAGAAAUGGGAAGUCAAAUUCCAAAUUGGACAAAUGCUUCAUCGAUUGAGAAACUUUUGAGAAUAACAAGUGAACAAGAUGAAAGCUAUCAAUCCAUUCCGAAUAUUGAGAUGAAAUUUGAAGCUUUAGAAGAAUCGGAGAACUCGUUGAGCUACGAAUCACCAACAACUAUUGAUCCUAUUGAACCAUCCAAGAAAAAAGGAAAACAGGAAUUGGUUCAAGAAGAACAACUUAAUGAAGAGAUUCUGAAAGAUAAGAAAGAUUUCUGGGAAGCACGGAGAAGAGCACAAUUGGAGUUGAUUGAAUUUCAGCGAGAGGAACACAAAGCAAAAAUGGAAAUGCUUGUGAUGAAGAAGAGAUAUUAUGAAGCAAUGAUAAGUGGGAAACGGGAUUUCAUU